Molecule: messenger RNA, 693 nt
Organism: Aethina tumida (small hive beetle)
Lineage: Eukaryota; Metazoa; Arthropoda; Insecta; Coleoptera; Nitidulidae
Product: brain protein I3
Exons: 2
Coding region: 67-435 (122 amino acids)
Source: RefSeq, a predicted model, not a curated record
GCUUUCAAUGUGUCAAAGUUACAUACAUGACUACUUGAUUUGUUAUUGUCUAAAAAAAAUAACAAAAUGCAAAAUUAUGAUCCGCCGCCACCUUAUACCGCCGAACCGCCUCCUGUAGGCGUACAUCAGCACUAUGCUUACCCAACGGCCCCUCACAACCAGCCGUCCGCCCCGGUCUACACGACGGAACAACCGCGCCCGAAGCAGGCGGGCCCGGUGCCCACCUACGGCGCCACCCACACCACCGUCAUCGUACCGGAGCAGCGGCAGGUGAUCGUGGUCGGCGGCUGUCCGGCGUGCCGCAUCGGCGUCCUGCACGACGACUACACGUGUCUGGGCGUGAUGUGCGCCAUACUGUUCUUCCCCGCCGGCAUCCUGUGCUGUCUGCUGCUGAAGGAGAAGCGUUGCUCCAACUGCGGCGCCAGCUUCGGUUAGGGCGGUGAUUUGGGCCGUGCGGUUAUGUGAUACUCUGUCCUAUUCUGGCCUACCUUUUACUGUGUGAAGAUGACAGGGUCUUAACAAAGUACAUGUUAUCAAAAUAUAUUAUACAAAUGUAGUCUAUUCAUAAGUUUUUAAGUUUUUUUAGCACCUACGUUCUGAAGGUGGAAAGAUCUGUAUUUUAAGAUGUAUUUUAUCCUUUACUUUAUGUGGUUAAUGAUUAUUACCAAUUUUAAAUAAAUUUUUAUAUAACAA